AUGGGCACGGGCAUCACGUCAAUUCUGCUUCACAACCUGCCCUACAACGGUCGAUGGCUGUACUGGAUCUCGGUCGUCAUCUUCUGUCUUAAUAUCCUCCUUUUUCUGUCGUUCUUGUGUAUCUCGAUCGUGAGAUAUACCAUGUUCAAGGGGUUGUGGUCCGAAACUCUUCGGAAUCCUGCUCAGGCUGUCUUCCUUGGCACAUUCCCGAUGGGUCUUUCCACAAUAAUCAACAUGAUUGUAUUUAUCUGUGUUCCAGCCUGGGGAGACCGAGCAGCUGUCCUUGCGUGGGCUCUCUGGUGGAUAGACAUAGUCUUGGCCGUGGCCUGCAAUUUUUACCUUCCAUACGUCAUUAUGCAAACGUCAGAUGUAACCCUCUCGUCAAUGAACGCAUCUUGGCUUCUCCCUAUAGUCGCCGACAUCGUCGCCUCCGCAACAGGUGCCAUCGUAGCCAACGUCUUGCCCAAUGAGCAGCAUGCCCUCUGGACAAUCAUCAUCAGCUACAUACUCUGGGGCAUGGGAGUAUCUACGGCGAUGCUGAUACUGGCCAUGUACUACAGCCGGCUCAUGUUCCACGACGUUCCCUCAAAUGAGAUAGUUGUGUCCUCCUUCAUCCCUCUCGGUCCUCUCGGCCAAGGCGCUGCGGGCAUUCAACUACUAGGACAAGUGUCCCUCAAACUCUUCAAGAGUAACAACUUCAUCCCCGCGACUCCCCUGGCAGGUCAGUUCUUCUACGUAGCAGGAAUACUCAUAGCGCUCGUAAUGUGGGGGUUUGGACUCAUGUGGCUCUUCUUCGCACUCGCCGCUCUCUACCGGCGUCGACGGUUCCCCUUCAACCUCAAUUGGUGGGCCUUUACUUUUCCCUUGGGCGUGUAUGCGGUAGCUACGACCACUCUAGCGCAGGAGUUGCCGUCAGCGUUCUUCAAGGUGCUAGGCACAAUCUUGUCUGUCAUUGAAACGAUGCUGUGGAUUAUAAUAGCAGUGAGAACCGUACGGUGUAGUUUAAACGGGCGGUUAUUUCAGUCCCCACCGCCUGGGGCAUGGACUGAGAAGAAGAGAGAAAACAAUAAAAACAAGGGUACAUCGGUGUAA
This is a messenger RNA of Fusarium vanettenii 77-13-4, 1092 nucleotides long. RefSeq lists its product as uncharacterized. The transcript is spliced from 3 exons. Gene Ontology annotation, cellular component: plasma membrane. Lineage: Eukaryota; Fungi; Ascomycota; Sordariomycetes; Hypocreales; Nectriaceae. Gene Ontology annotation, biological process: sulfite transmembrane transport; transmembrane transport. The record is from RefSeq and is a predicted model, not a curated record. Bases 1 to 1092 code for a protein of 363 amino acids. Gene Ontology annotation, molecular function: sulfite transmembrane transporter activity.